This is a messenger RNA of Paramormyrops kingsleyae, 3433 nucleotides long. RefSeq names its product BTB/POZ domain-containing protein KCTD8-like. Gene Ontology annotation, biological process: regulation of G protein-coupled receptor signaling pathway; protein homooligomerization. The record is from RefSeq and is a predicted model, not a curated record. Gene Ontology annotation, cellular component: signaling receptor complex. Gene Ontology annotation, molecular function: protein binding. NCBI's taxonomy places the organism in Eukaryota, Metazoa, Chordata, Actinopteri, Osteoglossiformes, Mormyridae.
UGGGAUUAGGGAUUUGCCUAUAGAAAUCAAUGGACGGUCCCCAGAAAGAUAUGAGUCAAGGUGUGUGUGUGUGUGUGUGUGUGUGUGUGUGUGUGUGAUUACAUUACUACACAGGGUAAACACACGUCAGCAACAACAAAACAUAAACAUGGAAAAAAGCACAUCAGUGUGACGUGAAUUUAACAUACGCUGAAAAUGGCCAGUGACGAUCUUUAAGCAUACUGGUGGGGGGGGUUGUGCCUUUAGCUAUAAUCCUCCAACUGUCAUCUCAGUUUAUGCACAAAUGCAUUAUCUUAGUGGGAAUUGUAAAGGAAUUGGAGUGCAGAAUGAUAUAAGUAAGGAAAAAUCAAUUUUACAAACAUCAUAAUAGUGCGGUUCAGAAUAGCACCAGCAGGUGGUGCUGUGGACCUCAUCUAAUUUUGGCAAAGUCGUGGAUAUUAUUGAAUACUACAGUAUGUGCUGUAUAGCAUAAUAUUAUGUGCUUGUAAAGUGUAAUAUUUAAAUAUGUGGUUUCACCUAUUCACCUAUCCCUGUUAAGCACUUGAUAUAUGCUGUUCUCAUAAAGGUUGAGAUUUAUGUCUCCUGUUCCUGUCUUAUAAGGCAGAUGGAAUUAAACCAGUAAAGCUUGAUCCAUUUCGUGAUUUUUCAUUUAAAAUAAUAAUAUAUAUAUUUUUUAAUUAUUCAGGUUUUAUUUAUUAUUCAUCAUAAUUGAGGAUAAGAAUCUUACUGUAUGAUGCCACCAGGGAUUGGAUCCAUCAAAUUCCCUUCUUAUCCUACAGGCUAAGUGCUAAAGCCUGAUUUCUGAGCUGAACCCUGCUGUAGUUGUGCGGUUGUGUUCAGUGUUACCCAACAUUUAUUUAUGCAGUCAUUGAUUUCUGCCCACAGACCAUUGUUCUGGACCUUGUAUGUUUAUUCUGUCCUAAAUGAAAAGAAUUUAUCCUUGUGUAGCUGAAUUAUUUAAAAGCUGACCGCUACACACAGACCUGAGAAACAAAAGCCCCUUUUAACUGUCCUCUGUGGUCUGUGGGUUUAAUACAGCUGGAGUGUGUCAGCUAUAAAGGCGAGUACUGUUCCUUUAAAAGGCGGUGCCACACAGAACAUUAUGUCACCAUGGCUUCCCCAGUCCUUGGACUAAUGAUGCUGAGAGUUGCUCAGCUUGGAUUUUUUUUCUGCCUCUCUCCACUCCUCUGCUCACUCACUGCUAGUGUGACUUCUCUCCCUCACUCUUUCUGUGUGUCUUCCCUCUCUCAUUCUCUCUGUGCGCCCUCUCUCUCCCUAUCGCUCUCUCUCCCCUCUCGUCUCUCCUCCAGCAGGGAUGUAGCACUCUUUCCCAAACUUGAGCCAGUCCCCCACACACCAGGAGAUUCUCAGGCAGCCGCUUGCUGCGUUUUGGGGGCACUUUUUACAUUUAGUUUGUGAUUUCAGCAAAAAAAAAAAAAAAAGGUAAAGAAACUCCUCCAUUUUGGACUUUUUGGUUUUCUUUCUUUCCUCCUGGGGGGAGGGGUGGGGGCAGGGGAGGUCAUGGCUUUGAGGGAGAGCGUCCUGCCCAUCAGCGAGGUGUCGGGCUCCUUCCCGGAGGUGGUGGAGCUCAACGUGGGGGGUCAGGUGUAUGUCACCAAGCAUUCGACGCUGGUCAGCGUCCCUGACACCACGCUGCACACCAUGUUCUCCCGCCGGCCACUCCGCGACCUGCCGCGCGACAGCCGCGGCCGCUUCUUCAUCGACCGCGACGGCUUCCUCUUCCGCUACGUGCUGGACUUCCUGCGCGACCGACAGCUCGUCCUCCCUGAGCACUUCCCCGAGAAGGAGCGGCUCCAGCGGGAGGCCGAGCACUUCCAGCUGGCCGAGCUGCUCCGGCUCCUGGCCCCACGGGUGCCCAAGCAGGGCUCGGUGAACGACGAGGGCUGCCUGAGCGACCUGGAGGAGAGUUCUCAGAGCAGCGAGCCGGCCCGCUCGGCCUCCGGCGCCGACCGGUGCUCAGGCUUCCUCACCGUUGGAUACCGCGGCUCGUACGCCGCCGUCCGCGACGGCCAGACCGACGCCAGGUUCCGGCGUGUGCCGCGGAUCGCCGUCUGUGGCCGAAUCGCCCUGGCCAAGGAGGUGUUCGGCAACACGUUGAACGAGAGCCGGGACCCCGACCGACCGCCGGAGAAAUACACGUCUCGCUUCUACCUGAAGUUCACCUACCUGGAGCAGGCCUUCGACCGGCUCUCGGAGGCCGGCUUCCACAUGGCGGCCUGCAACUCCACCGGGACGGCCGGCUUCGUCAGCCAGCGGCGGGACGACAAGAUCUGGAGCAGCUACACUGAAUACAUCUUCUUCAGGCCCCCCACCAGGACAUCGUACCCCAAGCAGGAAUCAGAGGAGCACAAGGACGGGAAGCUUCCAGCCAAGGGCAGCGAGAGCGGCGCCUCCUUGAACGAAUUGUCCACCUCCAGCUCCGAGACGCACUCAGAGAUCACCUCCCCCCAGGAGGACCCGGCGGACGGCGGUGUGCUGGCCCCCGGCCACGGCCUCCAGCUGGCCUCCCGGCAGCCGAGCACUCUCACCCUGGGCCGGCCCUCCAAGAAAGGCUCCGUGCAGUGGAUGCAGCUCCCCGACAAGCGACGCAACAGCGAGCUCUUCCAGUCGCUGGUGGGAAACGGCAGCCCGCGAGAAGGAGGCCUCAACCGGCGGAAGCUCACCGAGAAGCUGAGCAGCGAGGAGGAGAUGAAGCAGUGCAUCCAGGACUUCCACAAUAUCAAAAUCCCAUUUGAGAGUAAAGCUUGGAGCCAAAUCACAGGGUUAUCCAUUUAUACGGUGUCCCUGGAGUAUUUCAGGGGUUAGGGGCCUUGCUCAAGGGUCCAACAGACAGGUGACUAUUUACCACCAACAGGAUUUGAACCAGCAACCUUCUGAUCACAGGCACAGAGGCUUAGCCUGCUGAGACACACACCACUCUGGCUUGAGGGCUGCUUCUGUCUGAAACUUCAUCACAGUCAGAUGUUUGUAUUCAAGACCUGACUAAUCAUUUUACCACUAAGUUGUAGACCCGAAACAGAAACUAAGUAUCAGUAACUGUGUGCAAUUUUUGAAGGGCAUGUUUCAAACAAUGGUAUACUGGAUGUAAAAUCUUUUGCAUGAACAAUGUCAGAAGACCGUAGCGAUAAACCACAAUAAUGUGUUAUGGUGGCAGAAUGAACAGAAAGAACAAGUGUGUAUAAAAAAUGUGUUUACAUUGUUAGGUCAAGACGUUUGUUUGGGACGGGAAGUGUGCAGGUAAAUUGCGUAAAUAAUCCAAUUAAAAUUUAUUUCUGGAUGCCCAAGAGCAGUGUUUCCCAAUCCUGUCCUCGGGGACGCACAGACUUUGUCCAAGUUUUUGCUCCCUCUCAGCUCCCAGUAGGAGAAAUUUAUUUAUUUACUAUUUAAAGGAACAAUUUCAUUUAUUAAUUAA